Messenger RNA from Branchiostoma floridae (Florida lancelet), 1997 nucleotides. RefSeq lists its product as uncharacterized. The coding region runs from base 21 to 1172 and encodes 383 amino acids. The record is from RefSeq and is a predicted model, not a curated record. Gene Ontology annotation, cellular component: membrane. Lineage: Eukaryota; Metazoa; Chordata; Leptocardii; Amphioxiformes; Branchiostomatidae. The transcript is spliced from 7 exons.
UCCAUCGUUACACCAGAACCAUGCAUAUGUUCCAGCAACCCCGCCCUACUCCAAAAUGUUUUGGCGGGAACACCGUCAAGGCGUUGUCUAUCACACAGAUAGUGUGUGGAUCCCUGGCCAUACUACUGGGCAUCGCCAUCAUCAUACCGGGCAGUCAGUUCUCCUGGACUGGGUAUCCUAUCUGGACCGGAGCGUUUUUCCUCUCUACUGGAAUCAUUGGCAUCUUUGCGGCGAAACGCAAGACCAACUGUAUGAUCAUACCUUUGAUGGUUCUGUCCGUCCUCUCGUCCAUCCUGGCGGGAACCGCUACCCUCGUCCUUGCGGCCAUCGCACUUUCAUCAAAUGAUGUCUGGGGAUGGUGCUGGAAUAUUUUUCCAAGAAGUGAAUGUCCAAUGGGCGCCAUCAUCACGUUUGACGUCCUGCUGAUCCUCCUGGCCCUCCUGGAGCUGGGCCUGGCCAUCGCCACCUCCGUCAUGACGUGUUAUGCGAUCUGUCCGGGCUGCACCGAGGGGAGUACGGUGGCACCAGCAGUUGCCUACCAGGUCGGAGCAGACGGCAGACUGGUCCAGAUACCCGGCCAGUACGUCAUGCAGGGGGGACAGCCCAUCGCCAUGACACCGUUCCCUCCAAACCAGCCACAAUACGCCACGGCCCUUCCUUCUGGAGCCGCGUCCCUACCCUCAGGUGCCGUGGCCCAACAACCCCUACUCGUCACACAGACACCUGGCAACAUGGCUGCUGCCCAGGGGACCGCUGGGGCCGGGCAGGGUCCCAAGCCAGAAGGGAACAUUGUGUUUGUCCCGGUGCAGGGUGUCGCUCCUGCACCACGUCAGCACCAAGUAGAACCACCGGUGGCGAUAUCAACAGGUGGGCAUGGUAACAUGCAGUAUGUCAUAUGCACGUCCACACCCACAGCCCAAGCGGCAGGUCAGCAGCCGCUACAGUCCGUACCACAGGUUCAGUUCCAGCAGCCCAGCCAGGCCGCGCCCUACCCGCACCCAGCACAACUCCAGCCACAACAGCAGCCAACCGUACCCCAGGGACAAGUCUCUGCCACACCCACGGGAUUCUCCCCUCCCCCCAGCUACCAGCCUACUGAGCCUGACGCCCGUGGUGUUGUAAACCAGGCCAUGACGACAGAGCAAGACGAUGUGCCUCUCAUCGAAGAUUAAGCGGGUACUUAGUACCUUUUCAAGGAGAUCCGUGAUCCGAAGACCAUGCCCAGUGAAACCAUGUAAUUAGGUUCUACAGCAUUUCCUCAUCUAAUACAAUAAAGGCUAUUAGCAUUGAUCAUCUAAGGCAUAUUGCACCUUAGCACUUUCAUCAUUAUUAGACAAGACAACUUUCAGAAGUGACAUGCUAGUAGCAUGUUCUUCAUACAGAAUUUGUAAUGCAAACCCUGCGAGGCAACAUAUAGACUUCUUGUGUUUAACCAUAGAAAUAUGAAUAGCAACAAUGUCUGUAACGUUUGAUGAACUGUUACCGAAACACUUGAAGCAUGAUGAUCGCGGGCGCUGAAGGAAGAAUUCUAGAAAGAAACAAAGUACAGUGACUUAAAUCAAAUUAUUAGAAGAGCGCCUCUAUCAAACAAAACGUAGACAGUCAGUCGAUGUUGAUUAAAAGAAUGACAGACCACGGUAGUGCGGUUCUAUGAAGAAUAUACUGUAAGAAAACUGAACAAGUUGAAGGUUCUUGUUCUUGUUCCAUCCAUGCAGUGGGAGACAUAAUAUGUUAAACAUUGGCAGAAGAGAAAUUUCUAGGUAAUGGACCUCUUCCACAGCUACAGAUAGCAUCUUCACGUAAUUGUUGCCAACAGUGGCUUUUUUUUUUGCAGCAUUAACUUCUGGCUAAUUAGUUACCCAUGUAUUAUUUUUUUUAAUGAUGGAACAAAUCCUUUCUGCAGUGGUGGUUUCAGAAUGAACCACCUAACGUUUCCUAGCAAUUCAGGUUGCCAAUCUGUUUUGAUGAAGUCUGUAAUACAAUGCGUUAUGCAGUAA